Messenger RNA from Penicillium alfredii, 1104 nucleotides. Its product is annotated as PQ-loop repeat-containing protein. The transcript is spliced from 3 exons. Lineage: Eukaryota; Fungi; Ascomycota; Eurotiomycetes; Eurotiales; Aspergillaceae. Bases 1 to 1104 code for a protein of 367 amino acids. Gene Ontology annotation, biological process: basic amino acid transmembrane export from vacuole. The record is from RefSeq and is a predicted model, not a curated record. Gene Ontology annotation, cellular component: fungal-type vacuole membrane.
AUGUUUCCCUCGCAGGCGGCCAAUUUCAACAUCGAGGCCGUCAGUGGCAUCUGUGGCUCCAUCUCCAUCGCCUGCUGGGUUGUGGUCUUCUCACCGCAAAUCAUUGAGAACUUCCGGCGUGGCUCGGCAGACGGCUUAUCGCUCUUGUUUCUGAUCGUGUGGCUGGCCGGCGAUGUGUUCAACAUCCUCGGCGCUGUCCUGCAGGGCGUGCUACCUACGAUGAUCAUUCUAGCGGUGUACUACACCCUGGCGGACAUCGUACUACUGGGCCAGUGCUUUUACUACCGCGGCUUCAAUAUCACCGAGGAACUAUCCUCUUCAUCACCUGCUCCCGAAUCCAGCACGCCCGCCGCGACGGGCGCAUUGAAUGCCACAGAUGGCAGUGGAUCAGAUGGCGCUGCCACUCCCACAGAGCGAUCUGCCCUGCUCCCCAAAUCCAAUGGCCACGUUGACAUAACCGGCCACGGACACGGCGAACACCCUUCGACGGCACGCACUUAUCCCCCCGCGACACCCUUCAUCGAGCCGACCCAGGACUCGAUACGCGGUACACGCUCCCCACAAGCACGCCGCCGCAUCUCAACCCUGCAAGCAAUCUUCUUCAACAUAACCGCCAUCGCGCUCGUCUGCACCGCCGGCGUGCUGGGCUGGUACGUCAGCCCAGGCUCGAAAACAUCGACAACCCCAGACCCGCUGAUCCUGGACCCGCUGGGCCAGGUGUUCGGCUACCUCUGCGCGGUGCUGUACUUAGGAUCGCGCGUGCCCCAGCUGCUCCUGAACUUCCGCCGCAAGUCCACCGACGGCGUCUCCCUGCUCUUCUUUCUCUUUGCCUGCAUCGGCAACCUGACCUAUGUGCUGUCCAUCCUGGCGUACGUGCCCGUCUGUCCCAGUGCGGCUGUCCUGAGUGAGCAGUCGCAUCGUCUUCAUGCGCGCUGUCGACCCGGUGAGGCGGCUGCUUUGUAUGGCCGGUAUAUUCUGGUGAAUCUGUCGUGGCUGGUUGGUAGUCUUGGGACGCUGUUGCUGGAUAUGGCGAUUUUCGUGCAGUUCUUUUUGUAUCGGGAUGGGAAGGGGGAUGAGACCGAUGAGGAGGAUGAAGGUCGUUGA